This is a messenger RNA of Thrips palmi, 3789 nucleotides long. RefSeq lists its product as uncharacterized. The transcript has 3 exons. Bases 696 to 3674 code for a protein of 992 amino acids. NCBI's taxonomy places the organism in Eukaryota, Metazoa, Arthropoda, Insecta, Thysanoptera, Thripidae. Gene Ontology annotation, molecular function: 3'-5' exonuclease activity; nucleic acid binding. The record is from RefSeq and is a predicted model, not a curated record.
UUUUGCGAAACGCUCCAUAUUUGUACUGGCACGUUGUGAUUAAAGACGAAGAAAAACGAUUUAAAGAGCAACAUAUCGUCUUGCUUGCGAUUUGCAAUUCCAUCUCGCGUGGAUCACCAUUCCAAUCUGGGAUGUGACCCCGUCAUGCUGGGCAUCUUAGCACCUGCCCUUGUGGUCUGACUGGGAGUUUAAGGUAGCAUAUGCGUUAUAUAGUUUCUAUCAGAAAUUCGUGAAAAUUUGUGAAAUGGUACAAAAUUGUGCAAUCUAUCGUUCUACGCAGUUAAAAAUGACCCCUAACGCAUUAAAUUUUUAUCAUUUUUCAUUUGAAAUACGCUUGAUUCAGUAUGCUUCUUAUGGGAGGUUGGGCGCGCGGGGACACUAAAAUAAAGAUUUAAAUGUACAGUUCUAUUGUACAUGGGAAAAUUAUAUGACAUAAUAAUCUUUGAAAUGUGGCGCGUCGUCCAGCCCACCUGAAAAAAUAGUUUUCCGUGCUCGUUUUUUAAAUAUUGCAAGAUAAAGAGGUGAGAACGGCGUCUUUUCGAAGCUCUGGUGCACUCGGGGGACUGUCGUAGGGUGAGGGGGCUCGGGUAGGGGAGGGAGGGAGAACUACACUUGGCAACGGCGCUUGGGGCAACCCAGGGUGCUGACCCGCAGUCGGUCUUUUCGCCGCUACCACCGAGUGUGAUGCAGUGAACAUGCCGUCUAACGUGAAAAGUCCUUAUAACAUUCGUAAAAACGGCAGGUUUAUCAAAAGAAAAAGAUUAGACCGUGAAAAGUAUGCUGCCGCAGCACGCGCAGCUAAAGCCGCUGCCCAGCGACACAGGCAAAUCUCUGAAACUUUGGAAUCAUCUGCUCGCGACGUGGAGGAUGAAGAGGAGACGCUUUUGCAAACGUUUCUGGAUCAAGUUAUGGAUGGACGGCGCAUAUUUGACUCCAAAAUGCUGUGGAAGGGCAUGUGGUGCUAUACCUGCAAAAGAGGACUGUGCGUUCGCGACAUCGUGAAAGAAAUGGUGAGGGGUCUAGCCUACGUGUGGAGGUUCAAGUGCCCGACCUGCUUGGUGGAAACCGAAGUAUCAAGUUCUAGCACCUAUUAUGCUCUGAAAACGUGUCGUCAACGCUACACUGUCAAUUCAAAACUGAUCUUCGGCAUGACAGAUUCUGGUAUGGGCCCGGACCAGAUUAACACAGUCUUGUCUGCCCUCAACAUCCCCUGUCUUGAUGCUGGUACACUUUCUCGUUAUCGAGAGGAAGUCGGGCAAGUUGUGAUUGGGGUUGCCAACGAAUCUUGCCAGGAGGCACUUCUUCUGGAGAAGGAGCUCACACAAGCGAGCCCGCUGCGCAACUUGGGAACCCAGCCACUGCCCAUGGACUCUGAUGACGAGAGCACCAACUUGGAUGCUGAGGAUGACUCAAACACAUUCAAAACUCCAGUCCUACCAUCAAAUGCAGCUCCAACAGCCCAUGGUGAUGCAAGAUUCGAUUCCAAUGAUGAAGAUGAUCCGGAUGAACUGCAAACUCCUGCCCAGCCUUCAACUCCAAGAGGGACUGCAAAUGCAACUUCAACAGACCACGCAACUCCACCUCCAAAUGUACCUCCAGAAGAUUCUCCCUUUACCACAACUCCACGAAGACGUACCAGGAUUGGCGUGUCUAUAGAUAUGCAGUUUUCCACCCGUUUCAAUGGUAAAAAAUACGACUCUCUUGCAGGACAAUCGACCAUGAUCGGUCUGAAAUCAAAAAAGAUCUGUGGUUGGGAGUCCCUGACGAGGAAAUGCUGGAAAUGUGAGAGAGGCAGACCUCAUCUGUGCAAGGGGGUUUUCAAAGGGAGUGCCAAGGCCAUGGAGCCGGAAGCUGCAGUGAGGCUAAUAUGUAAAAACUCGUCACUAAAUGAAGCUAAUGUGGUUGUUGCUGCUGUUGCUGGCGAUGAUGAUGCUGCGAGCGCAUCUGCUAUUCGCCACAACAGCACAACCCACAUAGUGAAGUGGAGUGACCACAACCAUACCGUAAAAAGUGUGAAGAACGGUCUGUUUGUCAUUCAAGCCCGGUUUCCCAAAAUUUUCCCAAAGAGUUACAUAAAUUACUUUCUGUCCUGUUAUAGUACUGCUGUCAAACAAAACAAAGGCAAUCCUAAAGGCUUGAGGCGAAAUCUGAAGGCUUUGGUCCCUCAUGCCUUUGGUGACCAUGGUACUUGUGGUGCAUGGUGUGGUUUUAUUAAAAAUCCAGCAACCUACAAGCACAAGUACUUUGAGGAUAAUGGUAAGGAUUUGGCGGCCUGUGAGCCUUUAAGGAGGGAUCUUGAAGCACAUUUCAGGAGAUAUAUUAUCCGUGCUGCAACCAUUGCUCCAGCUGCCUCUUCUCAAAAAAAUGAGGCAGUGAACAACGUAUUCAUUAGUAAGUCAGCCAAGAGAACAUUUACUGGUGGUACUUGGCGGCAUACUUAUGCAAUAGCUAGUGGUGUUGCUCAGACAAAUAUCGGCACUUCUUACCAAAAGAACGUCUAUUCUGCUCUAGCAUUGUCUCCAUCUAAAGGUGGAGAUAAAUAUAGAGAGAAAAAAGAUGUCUGGAGGAAGAGAGUUGCCCAUAUUAAGUCCCAACAAGCUGCCAAAAUUAGGAGAAAAUAUUUGGCACAACACAGGAGUCGAGUGAAGGUCCACGUUGAAGGAGGGGAGGGCAUCUCAUAUGAGCCCGGUAUGGGGUUCAACCGCCCAGUUGAUGAAAGUGUACGUUCUGGAGGGGUUGUUGAACCAGUGGUUCAACGCCCUGUCCCUGACCACAAUGACAUUAAAUUAAUUUACUUCGAUGUGGAGACUGAUGGGCAUGGGAACAUCAUUGAAAUGGGUGCCAAGUGCGAUGAUGGUGAUCAUGCUACAUUUCAAAAGUAUGCAUAUCCUCCCAAGGAUAUCACUGAGCACGUGACUAGGGUGACUUCUCUUUCAAUUAUCGAGGGGGAACUGUGUUACAAAGGUAACGCAGUGACCUGCUCAUCCCUCUUUGCUGUGAUAAAUUCUUUUUUUGUGUUCUUAAGAAAAUUUGAAAAACCAAUAGUAUUAAUAGCUCACCACGCUCAUAGUGAUGCGUAUGCCCUAAUCAAGGGCUGCGCUGAUUUUUAUCUAUUACCAUCUUUGGCUGAGUUAGUUAUAGGAUUUGUUGAUACCCUCCCCCUGUUUAAAAAAAACCCUGUAAUUCUGGCAGAAGCACUCGCUGAACAGUCUUUAGAAAAUAAAAUGAAACUUAGUUUUAGUCAGAGUACCUUAGCUUCUAAAUAUGUUCCUAAUUUUAGACUAGAAGAUGCCCAUGGGGCUCUUUACGAUUCUGAAAUAUUGCUGCAGCUCUGCACUGCUCUGGAUGUGACGAGGCAGGACCUUCUCAGUAAUAUAACAUUGCUUUCCCAUUUUGUUGAUAGACAAGUUGAAUUGAGGAACAAAAAAAUAUUUUCACCUGGUCUGGCAGUUAUGGUUGGUCCAGGCAUCAGCAAAAUGACAACAGAAAAAAUUGCAGAGAAGGGCUUUACUGUAGGAGCUCUGGCCCAAAAACUACUGGAUGACGGACAAGAGCGGUUUGCCCAGUGGUUCAAGGAUCUGAACAAUAGGAAAACGGCACUUGUUGCAGUCAUUGAUUAUCUUUGUGCAUGGCUUGAUUUGAACAAAGAUGAUGUAAAUGUAAUGGACUUGUAAAAUUUGUUGAUGCAUUACAAAUUUUUUUACAGUAUUAUUUUUAUAGACAGAUUUAUUGUAUUUAAUUUUUUUCUGUUCCUUUGGCUGAAAUUGUGACAAUAAAUUUGUACUCUUA